Molecule: messenger RNA, 2127 nt
Organism: Coccidioides posadasii C735 delta SOWgp
Lineage: Eukaryota; Fungi; Ascomycota; Eurotiomycetes; Onygenales; Onygenaceae
Gene: PUF6
Product: pumilio domain member 6
Biological process (GO): regulation of translation
Cellular component (GO): nucleolus
Molecular function (GO): mRNA binding
Source: RefSeq, a predicted model, not a curated record
GUCCUGCAAGCCCAUCAUCUUGGCUGAGCAAAAUAUAUCACCUUUGCAUAGUAUAAAUAGUGUGACUAAAUGUCUGGAAUUAAGCGUGCAGUCCAAUGCACCCAGGACAAUGCCAGGAAAAGAAGCAAACUGAAAAAGCUGUCGCCAACACCCCACGGCAGACAGCUCAACGAAGCCAAGCAAGUGAAGACCCAAGCUGUGAGGAAACCUUUUGAUUCCGAUACCCAAAGCCUAUCGCCGAUGAACUCUCAAUCUGGGGCACCUGGGGAAGAAGUACAGCACCAAAAUGGAGGGACAUUUAUUGACGGAAGCAAUCGGCCUUUAAUUGCGCCUUUAAAAGCGGCCUCCCCGGGUAUGCGCGGUCUAGCAAUGUCGAAUGAUAUAAACAUAAAGCAGAAGUUGCUUGCCCGGCAACGAAAACUAGCCAAACCAAACUCGGACUUGAUUGUUAGGACGAAGAAAAUAUGGGAACGAUUGCGCCUGAAAUCACAUGUCACUCGUGAAGAAAGGGAGCAAUUAGUCACAGAGCUCUACAGUAUUAUCACUGGCCGUGUGAAUGAAUUUGUGUUCAAGCAUGAUGCUGUGAGAGUUAUUCAGACUGCGCUGAAGUACGGCACCGCCAAGCAACGGAAAGCGAUUGCUGUGGAAUUAAAGGGAACCUAUCGAGAAUUAGCGGAAAGCAAGUACGGCAAAUUUCUACUGGCCAAACUUGUUGUGCAUGGAAAUUCAGAAAUUAGAAACAUGAUCAUACCAGAGUUCUAUGGCAAUGUUGGAAAAUUAAUGAGGCAUCCAGAAGCAUCUUGGAUUCUGGAUGAUAUCUACCGGAUAACGGCGACAUCCCUACAGAGGAAUAUGCUUCUACGCGAAUGGUACGGCCCUGAAUUCGCCUUAUUCAAGACCGAUGCUGCUGCUCAACUGACCGCACAACUGUCGCAAAUAUUGGAGGAAACUCCUGAAAAAAGAAAUCCCAUUAUGCAGCAUCUGUUUGGGUCCAUCAAUCAGUUCAUUCAAAAGAAAACGACGGGUUUUACCAUGCUCCACGAUGCAAUGCUCCAGUACUUCUUAAAUGCGAAGCCUGGUAGCGCUGAGGCCACCGAAUUCAUGGAGCUUCUGAAAGGAGAUGAAGAUGGAAGCCUGGUAAAAAAUCUGGCUUUUACCAAAUCAGGGUCGAGGUUGAUGUGUCUCGUCCUUGCGUACUCGAACGCUAAGGAUAGAAAAUCAUUUCUGAGAAUAUAUCGUGGUAUGAUUUCGAUGCUAGUGGAGGACGUGCAUGCCCGAACCAUUAUCCUUGUCGCCUAUGAAGUGAUUGAUGAUACGAAACUCACAGCCAAAUUGAUCUUUCCUGAACUAUUUGGUGAGAGUCUUCCAGAAGCAGAGCGACGUGAUUACUUACUCCGCCGAGUCAAUGAUGUAUCCCAUAGAAUACCUUUACUUUACCUUUUUGGAGGGGAAAAAUUGUCGUGGUUGCUCGGCAGCGUCGACGAAGAAAUUCUCGAAGAAGUCUGCAGAAUCAGGUCCUGGACAUCAAAGAAAGACCCCACAGUCCGUCGAAACGAACUGAUUAACGCAGCAUCACUUCCUAUGCUCCAUUUUAUCGCUUCGACUGCGGAAUCGCUUGUGGCUACAAGCUCUGGCUGCCGGUGUAUUACAGAAGUGCUCUUUAGUGCUCAUGGUGAUAAGAAACCAGCUCUUAAGGCUGUUGCCGCGACCGUGCGAUCAAAACCGGAAAACAUGGGUACGCCAAGUGCUGGACGCAUGUUAAAGGCUUUAGUACAAGGUGGUCGGUAUAAUGCCGCACACCGUUGCGUGGAUAAGGCUCAGGAUCCCUUAGAGUUUCAUGCCCUGCUAUAUGAGCAUAUUCAACAAGGUAUAAUGUCGUGGGUAACAGGACCAAAUCCGUUUGUUGUGGUCGCGUUGGUGGAAGCUAGCGAUUUUGGUAGAAGAGGCGAACUCAUCGAUACGUUACAAUGUCACAUGCAAACACUCCGAGCACUGGCCUCCAAGUGCCCACAGGUGGACGGCAACAAUGGGUUCCAAGGAAAUAGUGCUGCGGCAAAGCUUCUGCUGAAUUUCAUUAACCCUGACUCGACAUCAAUAGCUGAGCCUGUGGCAGAAAACACACCAUAG